Diospyros lotus (date-plum) is the source of this 4326-nucleotide messenger RNA. RefSeq lists its product as uncharacterized. The record is from RefSeq and is a predicted model, not a curated record. Lineage: Eukaryota; Viridiplantae; Streptophyta; Magnoliopsida; Ericales; Ebenaceae. Bases 413 to 4102 code for a protein of 1229 amino acids. The transcript has 20 exons.
GCAAUGUCAGGUCAGGGCAGGUCAGUUCAGUGUACUAUCUUUGGCAGCGCCGGACUGAAACCCUACUGGCCGCGAAGAAGCAUAUUUGAGUAAACUCCAAUCGAGACUCUCGUCGGAUUUCCAUUCUGAAUAUGUAAAUGCUCCCCGGAUAAAUUCUCUACUCCUCGCAUAAUUUUCGGUUGCCUCUUCGCCGUUCGGCGUUCCGUCCACUCAUUUUCUGCGAAUCCGUUCUGCUAGGAAGAGUUGGUCUCUUUGAUUUGGUUGAACUAAUGGGAAUUUGUUCUGCUAAUGGUUCUGAAUUCCGCUGAACUCUGCUGAAGUAAUGAGGAUUUGUCGUCUUAUGUGGUGGAAAAGAGGAGUGGCGUACUGAAAUUGGGAAUUUGUGAUAGAGAUUUCCGAAGAGCGGUGCAUCAUGUCGGUGCCGAUGGAGCCCGAGGAGGUAAUUAUGCAAAGAAACGGAUCCGUACUGGGCAAGAAAACCAUUCUGAAGAGUGAUCAUUUUCCUGGUUGCCAGAACAAACGCUUAUCGCCGCAGAUCGAUGGUGCUCCCAAUUACCGUCAGCAAAUCAAAUUUGCUGAGCAAGAAUCUUGUCGAAAGGCCGGAAGUUUGCUUAGUUGUCAACAAAACUAUCAUUGGCGAAGUUAUAAGGCUGAUUCAUUGCAUGUUCAUGGUGUUGCAAUUCCCACCAUUGAUGGGAUCCGGAAUGUUCUUAAUUUCAUUGGUGCUCAAAUGGAUGGGAAGCAAGCUCAGGUCCUUUGGAUAAACCUUCGCGAGGAGCCGGUGGUGUAUAUAAAUGGACGUCCGUUUGUUUUGCGUGAUGUGGAGAGGCCCUUCUCUAAUCUGCAAUAUACGGGUAUCAACAGGGAUAGGCUUGAACAAAUGGAAGCUAGAUUGAAAGAAGAUAUCCUGGUAGAAGCUGCGAGAUAUGGGAAUAAGAUCCUUGUAACUGAUGAACUACCAGAUGGUCAGAUGGUGGAUCAGUGGGAACCAGUAACAUCUGAUUCUGUCCAAACACCACUUGAGGUGUAUGAAAAACUGCAAGCAGAAGGUUACCUUGUUGAUUAUGAACGUGUUCCUGUAACAGAUGAGAAAUCACCAGAGGAGCAGGACUUUGAUAUUUUGGUUAAUAAAAUUUCUCAAGCUGACAUCAAUGCUGAGGUAGUUUUUAAUUGCCAAAUGGGCCGUGGAAGAACUACUACUGGAAUGGUGAUUGCUACAUUGGUUUAUCUUAAUAGAAUUGGGGCAUCAGGUAUCCCAAGGACCAACUCAAUAGGGAGAAUAUCUAACUCUAUUUCCAGCAUCACUGAUAAUUUGCCAAAUUCAGAGGAGGCAAUUCGUAGGGGAGAAUAUUCAGUCAUUAGAAGCUUGACUCGUGUUUUAGAGGGCGGUGUUGAAGGAAAAAGGCAAGUGGAUAAAGUCAUUGAUAAAUGUGCCUCCAUGCAGAACUUACGGGAAGCCAUUGCAACUUAUCGCAAUAGUAUUUUACAUCAACCAGAUGAGAUGAAAAAGGAAGCAUCACUUUGCUCUUUUGUGGAUUACUUGGAGAGAUAUUACUACCUUAUAUGUUUCGCUGUGUACCUUCAUACGGGGAGAGCAGCACUCCAUCCUGGACACCUCAAUAAAAGCAGUUUUGCUGAAUGGAUGGAUGCAAGACCUGAGCUGUAUAGCAUACUUCGCAGGUUGCUUCGGAGAGAUCCAAUGGGCGCACUCGGUUAUAUUAAUGCAAAAAAAUCACUAGUGGAAAUUGUUGAAUCUACUGAUGGGCGUCCUUGUGAAAUGAGUGUGGUUGCUGCGUUGAGAAAUGGGGAGGUUCUUGGAAGUCAAACUAUUCUAAAGAGUGACCACUGUCCUGGCUGUCAAAACCUUAGUUUACCAGAAAGAGUGGAGGGUGCCCCUAAUUUUAGAGAAAUUCCUGGGUUUCCAGUUUAUGGUGUUGCAAAUCCAACAAUUGAUGGAAUUAGAUCUGUCAUUCACAGGAUAGGUAGCUCCAAAGGUGGCCGACCAAUUUUUUGGCACAACAUGCGAGAAGAACCUGUUAUCUACAUUAAUGGAAAACCAUUUGUGCUUCGUGAAGUUGAAAGGCCAUACAAGAACAUGCUUGAAUACACGGGCAUUGAUCGUGUACGAGUACAGAGGAUGGAAGCUCGACUGAAGGAAGAUAUUCUGCGAGAAGCUGAACGCUACAGGGGUGCUAUAAUGGUUAUACAUGAAACUGAUGAUAGGCAAAUAGUUGAUUCUUGGGAACAUGUGAGCUCUGAUGUAGUUCAGACCCCAUUGGAGGUUUUCAAAUGCUUAGAGUCUGAGGGUUUUCCUAUCAAGUAUGCCCGUGUGCCUAUUACUGAUGGUAAAGCUCCCAAGAGAUCUGACUUUGACUCUUUGGCUAUUAAUGUUGCAUCAGCUUCCAAAGAUACUGCUUUUGUUUUUAACUGCCAGAUGGGUAUAGGAAGGACAACCACUGGCACUGUGAUUGCUUGCCUUCUAAAGCUUCGAAUUGAUUAUGGGAGACCCAUUAGAAUCCUGAUUGAUGAUGCAUCACAGGAGGAGGUGGAUGGUGGUACAUCAAGUGCUGAAGAAACUAGUGAUCAUGCUGCUGCUUUGGUCUCUGGUUCUACAAGAGGUAGAAAUCACAGAGAGCCAAGCCAUGCGUUUGGGAUAAAUGACAUUUUAUUGUUGUGGAAGAUAACAAGAUUAUUUGACAAUGGGGUGGAAUGCCGAGAGGCCUUGGAUGCCAUUAUUGAUAGAUGUUCAGCUCUCCAGAAUUUACGCCAAGCUGUCUUGCAAUAUAGAGAAGGCUUCAAUCAGCAACAUGUUGAGCCAAAGGAAAGGAGACUGGAACUGAGCCGAGCAGCAGAGUAUUUGGAGCGCUAUUUUCGCUUGAUUGCUUUUGCAGCAUACCUUGGAAGUGAAGCAUUUGAUGGGUUCUGUGGACAAGGCAAAUCCAAGAUAAGAUUCAAGAAUUGGUUGCAUCAGAGACCAGAGGUUCAAGGAAUGAAAUGGAUAAUAAGAUUAAGGCCUGGGCAAUUUUUUACUGUUCCUGAGGAUUUGAGAGCUCCGCAUGAAUCCCAACAUGGAGAUGCUGUAAUGGAGGCCAUUGCGAAUACUCGUAAUGGUUCAGUUCUGGGAAAAGGCUCUAUACUUAAGAUGUACUUUUUCCCUGGGCAGAAAACUUCCAGCACCAUUCAGAUUCAUGGUGCACCUCAUGUUUACAAGGUGGAUGGUUACCCUGUGUACAGCAUGGCGACCCCCACAAUUAAUGGUGCUAAAGCGAUGUUGGCAUACUUAGGUGCGAAGCCCAUUGAAGAAGGAGGUGCGGCCAGGAAAGUGGUUUUAACUGAUCUAAGAGAAGAAGCGGUUGUUUAUAUCAAUGACACUCCAUUUGUCCUUAGGGAACUAAAUCAACCUGUUGAUACACUCAAGCAUGUGGGGAUCACCGGCCCAUUGGUGGAACACUUGGAGGCACGAUUGAGAGAAGAUAUAAUAUGUGAAGUCAAACAAUCUGGUGGUCGAAUGCUUCUACACCGUGAGGAAUACAGCCCUGCAUCAAAUCAGGCCAUUGUCAUAGGAUACUGGGAGAAUGUGUUUGUAGAUGAUGUGAAGACACCUGCUGAAGUUUAUGCUGCUCUGAAGGAUGAAGGAUACAAUAUUGAAUAUAAGAGGAUACCGUUAACUAAAGAGAGAGAAGCAUUGGCUUCUGAUCUUGAUGCAAUACAAUAUCGUAAAGAUGACUCCGCAGGGCCUUAUCUUUUUGUGUCGCACACUGGAUUUGGAGGUGUUGCAUAUGCUAUGGCCAUUAUUUGUAUAAGACUUCAGGCAGAAGCAAAGUUGUCAUCAGAUAUACCUCAAUCAUCAAUUUUACCUUAUCGACAUUCUGAUGAAGCACACAAAAUCGGUGAUUACAGGGAUAUACUAAGCCUUACUAGAGUGCUUCUUUUUGGUCCAAAGAGUAAGGCAGACGUUGAUGUCAUCAUAGAAAGGUGUGCAGGUGCUGGCCAUUUGCGAGAUGAUAUCCUUUAUUAUAGUAAGGAACUCGAGAAGUUUCCAGAUGGCGACGAUGAGCAACGAGCAUGUCUUAUGGAUAUGGGCAUUAAGGCCCUAAGGUAGGAGAUACUUCUUCCUCAUCACAUUUAGAUCCUACCUUUACAGCACUUCCCCGGCGGAGAUGAAGUUCGCAUUGUGGAUGAAUGCAAGGCCUGAACUUGGUCAUCUCUGCAACAACAUUAGGAUAGAUAAAUGAUCUCAGGCGUUGAACAGCGUCUGUUAAAGCUUGCUUUUUAUCUUAUGUAAAGCUGGUAAACCCCCCCGCCCCCCAAAAAAAAAAAAAACAA